Chlamydomonas reinhardtii is the source of this 4415-nucleotide messenger RNA. RefSeq lists its product as uncharacterized. Lineage: Eukaryota; Viridiplantae; Chlorophyta; Chlorophyceae; Chlamydomonadales; Chlamydomonadaceae. The transcript is spliced from 5 exons. Bases 88 to 4068 code for a protein of 1326 amino acids. The record is from RefSeq and is a predicted model, not a curated record. Gene Ontology annotation, molecular function: RNA binding; zinc ion binding. Gene Ontology annotation, cellular component: catalytic step 2 spliceosome.
CCUAUCUGAGUUUUGACUGGUCAGCCGGAAUGCCGGCGAUGAUUCCUCACGAAGCCUUCGAGGCGGUCCAGAGACAGACGUAACACCAUGGGCGUAGACGUUGCGAUGCCGCCCGGGCUCGGGUGUACCCCGCCACGUAGCCCUGAGCUGGAGCUGCACAUCGUGGGGGUCGCAGACACUCGCAAACCGGCACGGCCCGGUCACAGUUACACACCAGAGGACGGCGGCAGAGCCUCCGAACGAGAUCUACAUGAACAGCAGGCGGGGGUUGCGGGCUUGGGAAUGGACGCCACAGCAGCUGCAACGGGCGGUAGCGGCGGCGGCGGCGUGACUGCUGCAACCCUACCACUGGACGCCCCUGCUGCGAACCCACACCUCACCGUCCGCCUCGUCAACAUUCCCAAUCAAGCGAAGCAGGAGCUGGAGGCGCUUCUGUUUGACUGGGCCAAGCGUCAGGCCAAGCACUACGAGAACGCGGCACCCGGGCAGCCAGGCUGGGUGUGGUGGUCGGGAGAAUUGGGUAUGACGCUUGGGCCGUCCCCAACCCAGCAAUGCCGCAGCGAUGCCGCAAACAGCAGCAGCGGCGGCGGCGGUAACGGUGACGGAGCGGGCAUGUCGAGCUGGGAGGACAAGUUGCGCUGCCACGCCCAGCCUGCAGCGGCAGCGACGGCGCGGACAGCGGGGCAUAAACGCCGGAGAGUUAUCACUCCGGCAUUGGAUCAGUCGGACACGGACGCGGCGGCUGGCGGGAGUGGCAUCGACGCGGGCGGCUGCAACAGGCUAGCAACAGCGGCGGCGGCGGCGGCGGCCGCCGCUGCACAACCCUCAGGCCGGCCGCCACCGACAGUUCCUGCGGCGCCGAGCCCGGCGCCCGCUGCAGCUGCAGGUGCGCAGCAGCCCAACCACACGGAGAGGCUGCUGCAACGGGCUCGCGCCAUGGCCGAGGCCGCCAACUUCAAUACCGCCUUCGAGCGGGCCAACAACACGCCCGCAUACGACAGGCUUCGCGUCAUGCCGCUCAAGCUGGGUGUGGGCCUGGCCGCGUCUUCAGUGCCGGUGGACACCGCCCCCGCGCCACUGACCGCCGUCUUGCCGGCCGCCAGUGACGCGGACGGCGGCGCCAGUCUCCAGGCAGUACGGGCGGGCGGGUCCAGAGCUCCAGACCCCGCCAGUCGCGGGGGGGCUUCCGCGAGGGCGCCGGGCGGCGCAGCGCCCGCGGCCGCGCCUGGGAUUCCUCUGGCGGGCGGGCAGCAGAUGUCCUGGCGCCGUGACAGCGGCACGCGUGGGGAAGGGGCUGUACAAACGGCUGGAGAGGCGGCGGCGGAGGAUGCGGCUGCCGCGGAGGCGGCUGGGGAGCUUCCAAAGGAGCUGCUGGCCAAGGUGAUGGGUCCGGUGCGCCCAGUGCUUCUGUCGCCAAGCGGUGUGCCUUUGGCGCCGCGGCCAGAGGCAGGAGGCGCCUUUUGCGGUGGCGGGGCGGCGGGCGGCGGGGGCGGCGGGCGGCCGCAGAAGCGGCAGCGCUCGAACGGUGCCCACGCGACAAACGGCGGUGGUGGUGAUGGCGGCUUGCAGGCGCUCAAACCGCAGUAUAACUUCCUGCUGAGCAGGUGUUGGAACUGUGGGUCCUACGGCCACGACAUUCAAACCUGCUUCCGGCCGCGCAACCAGGCGGCCGUGGACCUCAACCGCCGCGCUGCCGCCGAGACGCGCGCGGCGCAGGAGGAGGCGCGGGAGGCGGCGCGGGUGGCGCGGGCAGCCACGAGGCAGCAGAGGCAGGGCGGCGGCGGGGGCGCCCGGGAGCGCGGCUCCGCACACAACAGGUACUUUACGGCAGAGCUGCUGCCAGAGGAGGACGCCGCGCAGCCGCCCAGCACCACGUUGGCCCCUGACACCGCCGGCACCGGCACUGGCAUUGGAACAGGCACCGACGCCGACGCUGGCGGCCCCACAGCCCCGGGUUGGAGCGACAGACCGCUCAAGACGGCGCCGCCCGGCGUCCGGCCGGGCGUGCUCUCCAAGGCGCUAGCGGCGGCGCUGGGCCUUGCGUCGCCGCUGGACCCGCCGCCCUGGCUCACAGCCAUGGCUUUGUACGGCCUCCCCCCUAGCUACUGCGAUUCGGUGCGGGUGGCGGCGGCUGUAGCAGCGGCGGAGCGCGCCGCCGGGCGCGGCGGCGGCGCCGCGGGCAUCCGUGUGUACGGCGCGGACGGGGAGGCACUGCCCAUGCCAGGGGAUCAGGCGGAGGAGGAUGAGGAUGUGGAGGAGCAGGAGGAGGAGGUUGCGGAGGCGGAGGCGCCGUCGGGCGCGGCGGCACGGGAGCAGGGGGAGCAGGUGCGUGAGGCGGCGCGAUUGUCCGCGGCCGCCACUGUGGCUGUGACCGCAGCAGCGGCGGCAGCAGUGGCUGUGGCGGAGGCGGCCAUGGCAGGCGACGUUGCAGAACCGCAGGCGGCUGCGGACGAGGUGGGGCAAGCUCACGGCGGCGCCGUGAUGGACGUGGCUUCGGAGCCGGCUGGGGGCAGCGACGGGUCAGUGGGUGCGGGGCCGAGCGGUGAGAUGUCGCGCGGCGAGAGGUGCAGCUUGCGGGCUGCGCUGGAGGCACUGGUCUGUACGGGCGCCCUGGCGGCUCUGGGCGAUGCGCUGCUGGGCACCCACACGGCCAGUGCCGCGGACGCCGGCGCCACUAGCAAUGGCAACGGCGUGUCAGGCGGCGGCGCAGCUUCCAUGCAGCAGAUGCAGGAGCACGGGAGCUCAGACGGGGCUACGGGGCCUGCGCGGGCAGAAGGAGCGACUUGCGACAACCCCCGGGACCAUGACGCAGCAGAGGCGGGAGCACCACCAUUGCCGUCACCAUCACAGGCAGGACAGCCAGCCGAGCAGCCAGCAGUCGGGCAAGGAGCAUCCAACGAAGCCGAGCCAGACCGCGAAGACCUGGCGGCGCCGCCGUCGCCUGGCCCGCCGCCGCCGCCCUUAGAACCCGUCGACAUGCUGCUGCCGUCAGAGCCGCGCCUGGUGCUGUUCCCAGGUCUCAACGCGCCGCCGCCAGGGGCCGUCCGGAUGCGCGUCAAGGCGGCGUGGGCUCGCGCCCUCGCAAACGCCCAGCGGGUCCAGGCGGCAGUCGCGGCGGCCGUUGGCCCACUGGUGCCGAGGCGCCCGAUUGCCGGCGAGCAGGACGCCGCGGAGCACCCGAUGGAGGAGGGGUGGAGAGGUCGGGACGCAGGCGGCAGGGAGGCGGCUGAAGGGGCGGGAGCGGAAGGCGAGUCAAGGGCUGCUAAGCGGGGCCGCUGGGGCCCGCCCGGCCCUGCAGCUGCUGCAAGGGCGGGCGUCAGUCGGGAUGGCGGCGGCGUCGGCAGCGCCGGUGGCAGCAGCAGCGGGCAACAGCCUGGCAGCCACGCAGCAUCGGAUCCGGGUGCGCCUCACGGAGAUGCUGGCGCACAAGGCCCCGCACCUCACCAGCACGCGCACGGUGUCCUGCAUCACAGCCUGCAGCACCAGCACUCGCAGGAUUGGCGGCACAGCCAGGGUAAGCCGCCGCAGCAGCAGCAGCAGCAGCAGCAGAGCAACCAUUCCCACCAGCAAGAACAGCAACAGCGGGGCCACAGCCAAGGACCGCAGUACAGUGCCGGGCAUGUGCCGCUGCAAGUCCAGGGGCCAGCGCACGGGCCGCCACCGCCGCAGGAGCAGCAGCCCCAGGAUGUGUCGCGGCAGGGCGGAAUGCAGGGUGGGUCCAUGGGUCUGGGCAAUGGCGGCCUCGUGAACCAGCAGUCUCCGCAGCAGCAACAGCAACAGCAGCAGCAUCUUACGCCGCAGCAGCAGGCAUCCUUCGCUCUACAGCAGCAGCAGUUCGACGCGAUGCUGCAGCAGCAACGGCAGCAGCAGAUGCAGUUGCAGCAGCAACAGCAGCACAUGCUGCAACAGCAAAUGCAACACCAGCAACAGCAGUAUCUGUUCCAGCAAAUGGUCAUGCAGCAGCAGCAAGGUAUGGCAGGGCAGCCGUAUUUCGGCGGUGGCGUCGGCGCACUGUUCAUGCAGCAGGAACAAGGGCCUGGCAUGUUCGUGUUUCGUGGUAUGCGGUAACCAUUCGCGGCCCCGAUCGGUUGUAGGCAGGGGUGCGUAAAUGCGUAAUGGGCGGCUGAUAUGGGUGUGCUUUGGCCCAGGCGCUGUGCAUGCAAGUAUACCGCAAAAGAGACGGUCUGUGCAGGGCUGCCGGCCUGCCUGGAAGAUCUGGUUUGCAGCCCCAAAGCCCCGGACCCUGCCGAAGCAUGGCAUGUAACAGGAAGGAGUGCGAGUUCAUGUUGGGCCAAUGCUGUCAGCUGUGCCCCUGUGACAGUCUGUCAGCAGCUAGCUUGCUGCCUUGAUGAGGGCUGGUGAAGCUGAAUCUCAUGCACACCCAAAACAGCUGCAGAAGGAGAGGAGACAAAGCA